Molecule: messenger RNA, 1203 nt
Organism: Cordyceps fumosorosea ARSEF 2679
Lineage: Eukaryota; Fungi; Ascomycota; Sordariomycetes; Hypocreales; Cordycipitaceae
Product: Drug/metabolite transporter
Exons: 4
Coding region: 1-1203 (400 amino acids)
Cellular component (GO): membrane
Source: RefSeq, a predicted model, not a curated record
AUGAGCUACGGAUCGGUCAAGACAGCGCCGGACACUGCCGCCGAGCCGGCUACCAGCCCAGCUGCCCAGGCCGAUGGCACCAGCCACGAAUCGCCUACUCGCUCGCCCGACGCAGCAGCCUCUCCCGCCGACGACCAGCCCGCCACCUUCUGGGUCCGCACCAAGCACUUCUACCACAACAACAUUGGUCUCUUCUUCGUCUUUCUCGCUCAAAUAUUUGCCUCAAUCAUGGCAAUGACCACCCGCCUCCUCGAGACCGGCUUCGAGACCAAGUUCCACGCGCUGCAGGUCAUCUUCGUCCGCAUGGCCAUGACCGCCACCAUCGGCUCCGCGUACAUGUGGUUACGGCGCGUGCCGGACUUCCCGCUCGGCCCGCCGGGCGUCCGGGGCCUUUUGGUGCUGCGCGGCGCGGCGGGCACCAUCGGCCUCUUCGGGCUGUACUACUCGCUGUCCUUCUUGGACAUUGCCGACUCGACCGUCAUCACCUUCCUCGUCCCGACGCUGACCAGCUUCGUCUGCUGGGUUGCCUUACGAGAACCAUUCACCGUCGUCGAAGGCGUCGCCGGGCUUAUCGCCCUCACCGGAGUGCUCUUCAUCGCCCGUCCCAGCUUCCUCUUCCCGCACCACCCCGACCCCCCCUCCUCCAACUCUACCCUCCACGCGCUCGACGGCAUCUUCAAGCCCGUGCCCGCCACGCCCGCCGAGCGCUCCUUCGCCGUCGCCCUCGCCGUCGGGGGCACCUUCGCCGCCGCCACCGCCUACGCCACCAUCCGCGUCAUCGGCACGCGCGUGCACUCGCUCGUCAGCGUCAACUACUUCGCCGUCACCGCCACCGUCCUCUCCGCCGCUGUGCUGCUCCUCCACCCGACCGUCGGCUUCCAGGCGCCGCAGACGCUGCCACAGUGGCUGCUCCUCCUCUCCAUCGGCCUCUCCGGCUUCCUGCUGCAGGUCCUGCUCACCGAGGGCCUGCAGCGCGAGCGCGCCGGCCGUGCCACCAACAUGAUCUACACCCAGCUCGUGUCCGCCCUGGUCAUCGAGCGUGUCGUCUGGGGCACCACGCCCCCGCCGGAGAGCUUCGUCGGCAGCGCGCUGAUUAUCGGCGCCGCCGUCUGGGUCGGUCUGCAGAAGAAGACGCCAGGUGCGGAGAAGCCGGCCCGCGUCCCGGACGAAGAGACGAGUCUCCUGCGAGCCGAGGAGGAUUAA